AUGGAUACCACCUCUUGUUUUGUUAACCUACUCAAUAAACAAUCGUUUGAUGACCUUGAUUCACCCGAACCUGCUUGGUUUAGUACGACCCCUAGUUCUGAUCAGUUUGCUGUCAAGGAGAGGAGGAAGUGGUCUCCGAUAGAGGAUAAAAUCCUGAUUGGAGCAUGGCUUAACACCAGUAAAGACCCUGUGGUGAGCAACGAGCAAAAAGUAGGUGCUUUCUGGAAGAGGAUCCAAUACGGCUUGAGGAAGCAGCGUAGUGGUCAAAAUGAUGAUGAUGUGAUGAAAGCUGCCCUUGAUAUCUUCUACAAUGAUUACUCCAUCAAGUUCAAGUUGGAACAUGCGUGGAGGGAGUUGCGGCAUGACAAGAAAUGGUGCUCCACCUUUCUCGCUAAGGACACUGUGAAGGAAAAGAGGAAACAAACGGUGGAGGUUGAUGGAGAAGACGAGGUGGGAGCAGCAGAGCCUAGACCUAUGGGUGUCAAGGCCAGUAAAGCUGCUAGUAAGAGGAAGAAGAGUGGUAGAGAAGAGGAGUUGGAAAAGUUACAGGGAAUAUUGGAAAAGAAAGACAAAAUAUCUAAACAGAAAGUUCUUGAGCGUUUACUUGCCAAAAAUGAUCCACUCUCUGAGAUGGAAACUUCUUUAAAACUGAAACUGGUUCAGUACAAGGUCUCUGUCUUUUCAACCACGGAUGCAUUUGGUGUAGUGAAAGUGUUUUGCAGUUGA
Molecule: messenger RNA, 726 nt
Organism: Brassica oleracea var. oleracea
Lineage: Eukaryota; Viridiplantae; Streptophyta; Magnoliopsida; Brassicales; Brassicaceae
Product: glutathione S-transferase T2-like
Exons: 3
Coding region: 1-726 (241 amino acids)
Source: RefSeq, a predicted model, not a curated record